AUGGCUACUACCUACCUGAAGUAUCAUAUCGAUCACUCGGUCUCGUCGAUUCUGGGCGUUGGCGCUCGGUGUCGCACGUGCGGCCGCAUAUACGACCAGAGCCGCAAUCGGGCAGUAGGCUUUUGCCCAAUCCACGACCGCGGAAAUGCUCUAGAAGAAGCAGAACUUGGCCGCCUAGCCUGCCGGAUGCAAGACUAUUUCUACAACUGGGCUGUCUCGUUCAGGUCGGAGACCGAUCCCUCAUUCGCAUGGCCCUCUCCUCUGCCUGGUUCUACCGCCUCCGAACAUUGGUGGUGGACAACCGUGAACGUUCUCAGGCUCCAGUGCGAGUGGAGUCUGACGCAGCUUCAGUGCUGGUGGGAAGACCUAUGGGGAACGCACGACGGCCGAUAUAUACUGCAUGUUUCGGAGAUCAAGUUCUGCCCGCAAGAAUACUGGCAUCAUCAACAUUGUGCCUUUUUGGUCGUUCUCAGGUCUGGCGCCGAGUACAUCAUCGACCCCACUGGGGUUCAAUUCGGGCCUGACUGGCCGUUGCUCUGUCCUCGACGUGAGUAUGAGCUUUGGGCCAUGCACCCGGAUCCGUACUUCAGGAGGUAUCGGGAGCGUCCGGUCGGUACAGCCAGUCGAUUGCUAGCAGAGGGGCGACAAUGGGCAUUCUGA
Molecule: messenger RNA, 660 nt
Organism: Dothidotthia symphoricarpi CBS 119687
Lineage: Eukaryota; Fungi; Ascomycota; Dothideomycetes; Pleosporales; Dothidotthiaceae
Exons: 2
Coding region: 1-660 (219 amino acids)
Source: RefSeq, a predicted model, not a curated record